This is a messenger RNA of Thamnophis sirtalis, 486 nucleotides long. The record is from RefSeq and is a predicted model, not a curated record. NCBI's taxonomy places the organism in Eukaryota, Metazoa, Chordata, Lepidosauria, Squamata, Natricidae.
GCUCGCUCGCGCUCGGGGGAGGCUGAGGCGGCAGGAGCGGCAGCAAUGGCGGAUUUCGAUUCUUAUGACGACCAGGCCUACAGUAGCUUCGGGGGCGGCCGCGGGUCUCGUGGCAGUUCUUCCAUUGGUUCACGUAAACAGAAAGAGCUUCCAACAGAGCCCCCCUUUACAGCAUACGUUGGUAACCUCCCCUUCAACACAGUCCAAGGAGAUAUUGAUGACAUCUUCAAGGAAUUCAAUGUAAGAAGUGUCCGACUAGUCAGAGACAAAGAGACAGAUAAAUUUAAAGGAUUUUGUUAUGUAGAGUUUGAUGACGUUGAGUCACUUAAAGGAUCUCUGACGUUUGAUGGAGCACUUUAUGGUGACCGAUCGCUCCGAGUGGACAUAGCUGAAGGCAGGAAACAAGACAAAGGUGGCUUCGGUUUCAGAAAAGGUGGCGGUGCAGAUGACAGAGGUAUGGGCGGAGGUAUGCGGGAAUCAAGAGGA